Trematomus bernacchii (emerald rockcod) is the source of this 1820-nucleotide messenger RNA. RefSeq names its product germ cell-specific gene 1-like protein. The transcript has 5 exons. The record is from RefSeq and is a predicted model, not a curated record. Bases 1 to 897 code for a protein of 298 amino acids. Gene Ontology annotation, cellular component: plasma membrane. Lineage: Eukaryota; Metazoa; Chordata; Actinopteri; Perciformes; Nototheniidae.
AUGAAGACGACUCGCAGGUGCAGGAGCCUCCUGUCGAUCAGCUUGAACUUCUUCGCCCUUCUCUUCUCCAUUACCGCGUUUAUAACGACGUACUGGUGCGUGGGGACCCAGAGAGUCCCCAAGCCAAAGUGCAGCAAACUGCGGACUCACCAGUGCAUAGACUACGGAGUGAACGAGACGGACCCGAACAAGGUGGUGUACAGCUGGGAGACCGGGGACGACCGCUUCCUCUUCAGACAUUUCCACACCGGCAUCUGGUACUCCUGCGAGGAGAACAUCCACGAUGAAAGUGAGAUGUGCAGAAGCUUCAUCGACUUGGCCCCUGCAUCAGAGAAAGGGAUGCUGUGGCUGUCGCUGGUUUCUGAGAUGUUGUACAUCGUCCUGCUGCUGGUGGGCUUCAGCCUGAUGUGUUUAGACCUGGUCCACUCCAGCAACGUCAUCGAUGGACUCAAGCUCAACGCCUUCGCUGCCGUCUUCACUGUGCUCUCAGGUCUUCUGGGCAUGGUGGCUCAUGUGAUGUACACACAGGUGUUCCAGGUCACUGUCAGCCUCGGCCCCCCCGACUGGAGACCCUACAACUGGGUCUACGGCUGGUCCUUUUGCAUGGCCUGGGCGUCCUUUACCUGCUGCAUGGGCGCAUCAGUCACCACCCUCAACUCCUACACCAAGACAGUCAUUGAGUUCAGGCACAAGCGCAAGACCUUUGAGCAAAGCAUCCGCGAAGAGAACGCACGGGAAGCUUUUGGAUAUUACCGCGAACGCUCCCUGCAAUCUAUCUCAAAAUCCGUGGAGGUUUAUCCCAGCCAGUCUCUGAAAAGCAGCAGGAAAACUCUCAUACCUGCGGACUCUCUGGACCUGAGUGACAUUGCAGGAUCUUUGGGGGAGGAGCAGUGCUGAGCGGGACAGGAAAGAUCAGUGGUGACAACUUGAUGAAUGGAAGAGUUGUUAUCGUUCAGGUGGAAAACACUUUGGAGGAUUUCAGGCUGUAUCAUUAGCUCAACUCUUUUUAACACUGCCUUAAUUGUGGGUGUGUUGUUGACAUUGGAAGUCACCCCUUUUCCACUGAGGCAGUUCCAGGAAUGGUUCGGAGCCGAUGUCCGUUUGCAAACCAUUUUGUUGUGUUUCCACUGCAGAGGUGCUGGCUCUCGGCUGCGUAAAUUGGUUGAACUAGGGUACCAACUAUUUGCCUGGACAGCACCAAGAGCAUAAAGCAGUAUACAUCGGACCUUUACCUCAGAGUCUUGGGCAAAAUGUACGUGACCAACAGCAGUUCAUGGCAAGUACCACGAAGAGUAGAAAGUUGUUGGAAAACUUGUGCUUGCUAGUGAAUCUAGCCUUGUAAGUAUAAGAACAAAAUGAGCUGUCCUCAGCGAGGUCCAGCAUUUUGUUAUUUUCCCUUGUGUUGCUGGGAAGAGCAGCAAAGUAAGCGAGGAUGUCAUGACGAGGGGCUAAUCACUGGAAAAGCAAAAGGGUUCAUUGGAGCUAGCCCCACUAGCCCUGCCACGGAAAUUGUCGUGGUGGAAAAGGGGUAAUGGGAGAUUCUAACCAGCUGAUACACUGGAAAAAACGGACAUGAGCUAAUCGCAUUAGAGAUGAUGUUUCCUCUUUCCUGUAAAAUGAAAAUGUGAAGUAUACUAUUAUAGAGUGAGGUGCCAAAAAACUGCAGUGAUGGCCACUUUAGGCUGGCUCCAACAGCACGUCAAUCCCCUAAGCCCCAAUGUCAAAAUGCACAACUUUACAGCAAAAAUAAAAAUGUUUACAGCCUGUUUUGUUCCGAGGUUGUUCUGUUUAGGUUUCCCUGUUCAUAAUAACUGUAAGGG